Messenger RNA from Phyllopteryx taeniolatus (common seadragon), 1675 nucleotides. RefSeq names its product myelin protein zero-like protein 2. The coding region runs from base 254 to 1018 and encodes 254 amino acids. Gene Ontology annotation, biological process: cell-cell adhesion. The record is from RefSeq and is a predicted model, not a curated record. NCBI's taxonomy places the organism in Eukaryota, Metazoa, Chordata, Actinopteri, Syngnathiformes, Syngnathidae. Gene Ontology annotation, cellular component: membrane. The transcript is spliced from 5 exons.
AGGAGGCAGUCAGUGAGGUGGGUGGGAGCGCUGCCGCUUGACUUGAGAAACACCAGUGGCGAGUCACGACGAGUCCUUGGUGCUGAGACAAAGUCGACCAAGUGGAGGUGAGGACUCCCGGGUCGAUUUCUCCCGGAAAAAAAGAAGAAAAGAAACGAACAGAAAAAGAUAUAUAGAUAUAAUCACUUGGAGUAAUUUGGUCUUCGCCGGUUAGCGUGAGUUUGUCAAUUAGUUGUCUCCUGUCGGUUUCCCAAUGUGCGUCAAGAGGAUUCUGCUCCUGUUUGGACUCGCAGCCUCAGGCGUGCUGCCGGUCAGCGGGAUCCGUAUAUAUACUUCUGACGAUGUGGAGGCGGUCAACGGAACGGACAUUCGUCUGAAGUGUACAUUCAGUAGUUCCUCUACCAUCAAUCCCAAUGCCAUCAUCAUCUCCUGGAGCUUCAGACCCCUUAAACCAGGCCGAGAAGAAUCAGUAUUUCACUACCAGCAAAAGCCAUACCCUCCUCAGGAGGGCAUUUUUCGGAACCGCAUCAUCUGGGCUGGUGACAUCAUGGGUCAAGAUGCCUCCAUCAUAAUUCGUCAAGUCAAGUUUACCUACAACGGCACUUACACGUGCCAGGUCAAGAACCCGCCAGAUGUUCACGGCUCAGUUGGAGAGAUUCGACUACGUGUCGUCACUACCGCCUCUUUCUCUGAGCUUCUGCUGCUAGCGUUCGCUAUCGGGGGAGGGAUCACUGUUGUGGUUCUCCUCCUCAUCAUUAUAGUGUCCUGCAGGAGGUGCAAGAAGAAGAGAGAGAGGCGGGAUGGGGAAGUGGAGGCUCCUCGCAAAGAGAGAAAAGAUCCCACAGUAUGCCACCCAAUGAAGGCCAUCCACCUGUACCUAUCACAGACAUCCAUAGAGAUUGACAGUUCAGACGGAAUGAUCUCAGAGGCCAGCACUAAAGAUCCCAGCUCCGACUCAGAGGACCCGAGCUCAGAUGACGACGAUGACGAUGAUGACGAUGACGACUAUUCAGACUAAAGAGAUGGGAACGGACAGAGGGAAGCCCGUAUGGUACCAGUAGAAUCCCGUUGCGUCCGAGUGGCGAGUAGACGAAGGGUGCACUGUUGCUGGUGAAACCAUGCGCGCCGUCAUCAUGAAUUAAAGGAAAAGCUGACGGAUGUCCUAUCCGAACGACUCGGAACAGGCACAAAGACGUUGAGAGUCCUUGAAAGGAGAUCAAAAAGGGUUUGUUUCUGCGUCCUUUAGAAAUAUUCAUAUGACAGAAAGGCUGAGUUAAACCUGCUGACACAGCAGGUAAUGCCAUUAUCAAAACCCAUUUUAUAUCCCAUUGGCUGGGAUUGCACUGUUACAUUGGUAUACUGUCUAUUCCACCUGCAAGCCAACUGGUGGCUGGUGUUUGAGCCACAGUAUGCACGCUCCUGUCUCAAAUAUGGCGUGGGAGUGUACAGUUUUGAUCUGAAAAACCUUUGAAUGCAAACUGUCCCAGUGAGCCUCUUCUCUCCACGCAUCACAUCCACUAACGACUGUAAUGAUUUUUUUUUUUGCUGUCAUUUUGUACUGAUGAUGUAACACUGAGCAAUAUGCAUCAGUGUCUUAAGUUUUCAUGCCUUUUUUAUGUAGUAUAUAUUUAACAUAGAACGGAAUUUCUAAUAAAAAAGGCCUUUUAAAUAUUUA